Aspergillus calidoustus is the source of this 3365-nucleotide messenger RNA. The record is from the annotation of a GenBank genome assembly. NCBI's taxonomy places the organism in Eukaryota, Fungi, Ascomycota, Eurotiomycetes, Eurotiales, Aspergillaceae.
GCUGCCGAAACCAGCCCGUUGAGGGGGCAACCAACCACAGCAGAGUUCGAACCUCGUCAACAUAAUCAUUCACUCUUCUCGCCCGUACAAAGCCUCAGUGACUAACAGGUUGAUCAGAGCUGAGUACUUACCAGUUUAGAAUUGAUAACGCCUGAUCUUCCGGGCACUCAUCAGAAUGACGGCUGGGUCAGGUACAUUCUCUCUGAGGCGAGAAGUGGAACGCUUGGUGACGGCGACAUAUGCACCAUCACUCCAGAAUCUCUACAACUUGACUCAAGAAGUCACUCCGACCUUGAUUGAUUCAUGGGCUUCCCACAAACCUUGCCAAGUCGGAGCUCUAGCUGAAGUUCUUGUUGAUGGUCUCUCACGCUCGCGCCUGGCUCUGUCCAUUCUUUCCAGCUUCGGGAGAGCGCCUGGGUUCAGGGACUAUUUACUCCAACAACAUCCAUACCUUUUGGAUCAGUUCCUUCAACAGUCAACUGGAAAUGAUGAAGCCGAGUACGUUCCAGUAUGCAUCUCGCUGCUCUCUUCUCCAUUGCCUCGCAGCACCGUUCCACCAGCAAGCCUUGUACCUUUUGUCAUGAAGAUGGUUGGCAGGGUACAGGAGAGCCCGUCAGUGGACAAUGUACGGUCCCUCUACUCGAUAUCAGGCUGUUUAACAGGCAUCUUGCGCGAGCUACCACAGGACGUAAUGUCCUGCUUGCAAAUAGAACUAACAAAGACACUCCGUGACCUCAAAGAUCACAUGGGAAACCUCCUGUGUCUCGCAACAUUCGCAAGGCUUGCAUCUUCCUGGAGCUCUGUGGAGUUUCCGUCCUGGUUGCAGAAUGUCAAAAACUUCUUUGGGCCCAAACGUGGUCUCAAGACAUUAGACCUUGUAGUUCUGCGGGUCAUCCUAGCCUGUUCGGCCAACUGUGAAGGCUUGACGGCUGAACAAUCCGCGGAAAGCAUCUAUCUUGCAAUUGAGAUAUGCAAUACAGUUGACAUGGCACAGCGGCGCUGCUGGAUCGAAGGAAAUUCGAUCAAGAUAGCCAAGCUUAUCGAGAAGGCUACGCGAGAUGGCAUUAACCACAGCGUACAGACUCUGGGUCUAUCAUUCCUUGCAUCACUUCUUCCCGAAUCUGCACUGUCCCCUUAUCUCGCGAGAUUACCCCUGGAAUGGAUUGUGCCUGAGAAUAGCGUAAAUGUGCUCGAGGUCCUCCCAUCACAUAUUUUACCUCACUUAGUCGAAGCCAACGCCGCUCACUCACAUCAGUAUGCGCUGAAUAAAGUGUUGGGCUACGUCUUCGCAGUUCUUUCCAGCAAAUCGGACGACAUCGCCGUUGAUGGAUUGCGAUUGGCAAGAUCAUUAUUAGAUGGCUUGCGAGCUUCAGAAUUGCCGCCUCUUCCUCCCGCGUUUAUAAGUUCAAUGUCUAAGAGAUAUGGCGAUGCCGUUCAGGACUUGGUGGAGAAUUACCCCAGGCAACCCAGUUUCUCAGACUGUGAGGGAGUCGCCGCAUGCUAUCAUGCGGUUUCGAAUCUCGAAAAUGAAUUGAUCUUUGAUUUGCUUACAUUCUGGCUGAAGAUGACCCUAUCGCAAAGGAUUGAACAAGUGGCGUCACCAUCAUCCGAGUUGAACAUACUUAUGAAGAUUAUGACAAAGAGCAAGAGCAUGCUACCCCAAUCGAGAUGCACAUUCUCAGAUGCCAGACCUCUUGCUCUGCGCAAUUGUCCCCCUCUCCAUAGAGUCCUUGAAAAGACAAAUAUCUCAAGAGGUGAUUGGAGAGCAGGGAUGAAAGAUAUCAUGGCGGCCAAUUCUCGCAUGGUGAACGACAGCAUCAUGCAGAAAGUUGAACACAUUUGCUAUGAGCUAGAGCAACGCUGUGGCAGCAUUGAAGCUCCUCUCAAGAAGGCGGAGGAAGAACGCAGUCAACAGUAUCUGGAGGCCGAGAGACUGAAACGACAGACUAAAGAUCUGGAAGACGAAUUACAGGUAGCCUCAACCACAAUCUCAGAGCUGCGGGAGGAGAUGUCUCACCUAGAAAUAUACGCCAAUUCAGCUACUGGCCGUGCCGAGGAGCUUUCUAUGAGCUUAACUGAGGCAAGACAGGCGCUUGAAGACCUUCAAAGUACCUCGGAAGGUACUCUCGCCGGCGAACGAGAGGCCUUUAGGACUAGGGAGCUCGACAUGAUCGCUUCCUUGAGCGCAAAGGACGACCACCUGGAAGGCCUUCAGGAACAGCUCAAAUCCCAGACGGAAGAGCAUGCGCAAUUGGAGACGAUGCUCGUCGCGAUAUCUAAGGAAAAGGAUUCCUUCCAUGAAAGUAUCGUCACGCUAAAGCAUGAGGUCUCAAUUCUACGAGCAGAGGUCCAAGAAAGGGACAAGGAAAUUCAAAGCCUGAUGACAGGGAAAGAAGUCGCGGACAACCAGACUGAGGAGCUACAAGCCAAGUUGCAUGAAGAGGCGACAGAGUCAGAAGGGCUUAGGGCUGCUCUCCGAGACACAAUCGAAAAAUCAAAGGCAGAGUUAGAAGAGAUCAGAAUGCAGUCCGAGCUUCAAUAUUCAAAAAUGGCUGAAGAGGCAACACAACAAAAGUCCAAAAUCAUGACUUUGCAACGUGCGAUGCAGGAGGCAACCUCCAACGCGACAAGAGACCUACAAACGAGAGAGAAGCGGAUUCAACGCCUGGAAAGAAAGGUUCAGCAUCUACGAGAUGAACGGGCGGCCAAAGCUCGUGAAUUUAUAGAAGCACAGCAGCAUAUUAGCCGACUUAUGAGUGUCAUGGGAUUUAAACCUACCUCUCCAGAUAACCGAGCCUCGAGCAAACACCGCGCCCGGCCUUUGCCAGAGCCGUCGCACUUUGCCAUGAUGCAAACACAAACGGACACAGUUGCCGGUGACUCUCAAAGUCAAAGUCGAGGGGAUGAUCUGCUUGCCACAUCCAUGGAAAUCAGCACGCCUCGCCCUGGGCCUUGUAGCCCUAAGCGAUCCCGGAACACCGCAUUUCCCUCGGCCCAACCGUCACCUCCCCGGUCUCAGGAAACGAACAAAAAAUCAAAAGAGCCGGCAUUUCAGGGCAUUGCUACCUUACGCAGGGAGCGAAGGCCUCUCGCAGAGGCCGAUGCAAAUAGCCAGCCCAACUCACAGUUAACCCAGGUAUCCAUAACUAACCCCCGUGAUGAGUUCCACGGCAGCCAGUGCAGCAACCAGGCAGAUCAGAAUUAUCUUGAUGACAUUGACUUGGAGUUUUCAAAGGAGUUCGUCUUUACAAGCACCUCUCUUUCUGAAUUGAAUGGCCAUACACAUGGCCGAGGCUGAGCGUGUAAUGUUAUAUAAUUUUUAUGAGUGAAGCAGUAUCAAAUCAUCAAAUUAAGUGUUACUAGAC